AUGAGUCAGAAACGUACUCAUGAGCAGACACUGGCUAAAGAACCCUGGUAUCAUGGAUUGUUACCACGCGAGGAUAUGAAAGUGCUGCUGACACAGCGUGGCGAUUUUCUCGUUAGAUUCACUGAUCCGAAAGUCGGGGAACCUAGAAAAUUCGUUCUUUCGAUUUAUGUGGGCGUGGCUGAUGAGAUACGUCAUUAUGUCAUUCAAGAAUAUGAGAACAAGUUUGCUGUGGACGCCAAAUGGUUUGCAUCGAUUCCGGAUCUUCUGAACUACCACCAUCGGACCAAAGAACCAGUGGCUAUUGGGUGUGCAGAAUCUGUGUUGAUCCGUCCAAUCGGUCGUGAACCAUGGGAAAAGCAGCAUUCUGAUGUGACAUUGAUUCGAAAACUCGGAGAAGGCGCGUUUGGAGAAGUUCAGUUAGGAGAGAUUCGUAUCGGGAAUACUGUCAAAAAAGCGGCAAUAAAACUGGCAAAACUGGAGGCUCUAACAAAGGAACAAAUCAAGGAAAUCAUGCAUGAAGCGAGAUUGAUGAGAAAAUUCAAACAUCCGAACGUCGUCACUUUUUACGGAGUUGCCGCUGGACAAGAACCGUUGAUGGUGAUUAUGGAAUUGGCUGAUAACGGAGCGCUUGAUUCAUAUCUCAAAAAGCAUGCUAGCAGUCUCUCGAUUUCAAAAAAGAAUGACAUGGUUCUGCAAGCGGCUCUUGGUCUUGAAUACCUUCAUUAUCUUCAUAUCAUCCAUCGAGAUAUUGCUUCUAGAAAUUGCCUUUAUGGUGGUGGACAAGUCAAGAUAUCAGACUUUGGAAUGUCGAGAGAGGGAUCCAGUUAUCGGUUGAAUCCUCAUAAAAAAGUUCCAAUCAGAUGGUUGGCUCCAGAAGUUCCACGUACUGGAUUCUACACACCUAAAACUGACGUCUUCGCGUAUGGAAUAAUGUGUUGGGAAGUGUAUCAUGAUGGCACAGAACCGUAUCCCGGGAUGAAGGUGGCUGAGGUAUUGCCACGUGUUCAGGAGGGAUAUCGGAUGCCGUUCGAUGCAAAAGUGACAACUGCAGUUGUCAAGUAUAUCACUGAACGGAUUUGUGCUGGUACCGAACAAGAACGUGUCACAAUGUCUGAUGUGGUCAGGGAGCUUCCAAAUCUCGACGGAUUCGAGCAGGCUCCGGCAUCCAACAGCUACUUUGAACUGCCAGGAAAUAAAACGCCGAAAGAAGAUGUUCAAGGAUCGAAGCAAGCGCCAAUUGGGAAUAUUCUACCGUACCCGUCUCAGCCAGUAGUCACUCCAACUGCUUUUCUGAACAACAAUGUGCUCCAGAAUCCGCCCACUCGUGUUUUAGAAAGACAGGAAACGACGUUAGAACAAAGGAAAUCAAUUUCGAAUAGUACGGAAGAUGGGAACCGGAAAAACAAAAAACCAGUUCGUACUCGGAUAACAAGCUUUGGAAACUUCCGUACGGAUCAACCAACCGGCACAACCAAAACUCAAUCCAUGUCGAUGGCCACAAGGGCUCAGGCGAAUGCAAAAAAAAAGAAGAACAAACAAGCGUCAUCGUCAUCUUCUGUCGACGCUCCAUCGUCAGCCGGAUUCUCAAUGCUGAGCAUUUUUCAGCGGAAAAAACCGGAUAAGAGCGACACGAAGAAGCCAGAAGAGUAG
Molecule: messenger RNA, 1650 nt
Organism: Caenorhabditis briggsae
Lineage: Eukaryota; Metazoa; Nematoda; Chromadorea; Rhabditida; Rhabditidae
Gene: Cbr-kin-5
Product: Protein CBR-KIN-5
Exons: 7
Coding region: 1-1650 (549 amino acids)
Biological process (GO): protein phosphorylation
Molecular function (GO): ATP binding; protein tyrosine kinase activity
Source: RefSeq, a predicted model, not a curated record